Messenger RNA from Austrofundulus limnaeus, 4089 nucleotides. It is a transcript of the gene cul4b, whose product is annotated as cullin 4B. Gene Ontology annotation, cellular component: cullin-RING ubiquitin ligase complex. Bases 476 to 3079 code for a protein of 867 amino acids. Gene Ontology annotation, biological process: ubiquitin-dependent protein catabolic process. Gene Ontology annotation, molecular function: ubiquitin protein ligase binding. The record is from RefSeq and is a predicted model, not a curated record. The transcript has 20 exons. NCBI's taxonomy places the organism in Eukaryota, Metazoa, Chordata, Actinopteri, Cyprinodontiformes, Rivulidae.
AAGUACUUCCGGUGGGGUCACCAACUAGCUUUUACGAGUGAAAUGUAUCUCUUGCGAACUAACGACCGUUUAGUUAUCAUGUGAACUCGUUCUUAUUUUACUUUUGAUUUAUUUCUUUGUAAAUAGUUGCUUUUAAACGUCUGCUUCACUAAACCGCUCUCGCUGAACGACUUUACGACUCGGUUUUGUCGCGAGGGAGGUAAAAAAAAAAAGAGGAAGCAAUAGCCGACCAUCUUUAUUCUUCUGCCAGCAAUAACAAGAAAGAGACCAGGCUAGACCCAAGUAGCGCCGAGUAGUUAGUUUAUUGUCUGUGUUGAAUUUGAUUUUAAAAAACGCUUUCGGUUAGAAUCUGAAGACGGACCCAAGCUCUCGGACAACAUUCGCUGCCCUCUGCCUCCUCCUCUCCACCGCGACAAAGUCUGGAAGUUUCGGAUCAAGAAGACUGGCUGUGAGGAAUUAGUAUUCCCGUUUUUUCAUGUUUCCAACAGGUUUAUCUUCCCCUAACCCCCCACCACCGGCAACCCAGGAGGCCAGACCCGCGACCGCUGAUGUCAAAGCCGACAGCGGUAACAUCACAUCUCCGAAGAAGAGGAAAAUAAACGGCUCCGAGAGGGAAGACACCAGCGACACCAUCUCCUCUUCUUCCCCCUCCAAGACCCUCAGUUCCUCCUCUUCGUCGUCCUCCUGCUCCCCAACCCCGCUGCACAUCCAGAAGAAGUUGAGGUUCGAGGAUUCGGUGGAUUUAAUCGGACUGGAUGUGAAAAUGGCCGAGGAGGCUGCCGCCGCCGCCGCCGCCGCGUCGUGCUCCAACAACAAAAGCAAAGCCAUGUUCCUGGCCGGCGGCGUGGGCCACCACGCGAACGGACUGACGAAAACCGCAGGAUCCGCCACCUUCUCCAGCAGCAAACCCGGCGCUGCCAAGAAACUAGUCAUCAAGAACUUCAGAGAAAAGCCGAAGUUGCCUGAAAACUACACACAGGAGACCUGGCAGAAGCUGAAAGAAGCAGUAGAGGCCAUCCAGAACAGCACUUCAAUCAAGUACAAUUUAGAAGAACUUUACCAGGCCGUGGAAAACCUCUGCUCCCAUAAGAUCUCUGCCAAACUUUACAAACAGCUCAGGUCCGUGUGUGAAGACCACAUCAAGGCACAGAUCGAUCAGUUCAGAGAGGAUGCCCUGGACAGCGUGCUGUUCCUGAAGAAAAUUGACAAGUGCUGGCAAGAUCACUGCAGGCAAAUGAUCAUGAUUAGGAGUAUAUUUUUGUUUUUGGAUCGCACAUACGUUUUACAAAAUUCAAUGCUGCCAUCAAUCUGGGACAUGGGUCUGGAGCUGUUCAGGUUCUACAUCAUCAGUGACCUGAAGGUCCAGAGUAAAACCAUCGACGGGAUCCUGCUGCUCAUCGAGAGGGAACGGAACGGGGAGGCCAUAGACCGCAGUCUGCUGAGGAGCCUGCUGAGCAUGCUCUCUGACCUGCAGAUUUAUCAAGACUCCUUCGAGCAGCGCUUUCUGGAGGAAACUAAUCGUCUGUACGCCGCAGAGGGACAGAGGCUGAUGCAGGAAAGAGAGGUGCCAGAAUAUCUUCAUCAUGUCAACAAACGUUUGGAGGAGGAGGCUGACAGAGUAAUCACAUAUUUGGACCAGAGCACACAAAAACCCCUCAUUGCGACUGUGGAGAAGCAGCUGCUGGGCGAACAUCUCACCGCAGUUCUGCAGAAAGGGCUGACUCACGUGCUGGACGAGAACAGAAUUCAGGAUCUGUCUCUGCUCUAUCAGCUCUUCAGUCGAGUGCGAGGCGGUGUUCAGGUGCUGCUGCAGCACUGGAUUGAAUACAUAAAGGCUUUUGGAAGCACAAUCGUAAUCAACCCUGAAAAAGACAAAACGAUGGUGCAGGAACUGCUGGACUUCAAAGAUAAGGUGGAUCACAUCAUUGAUGUGUGUUUCUUGAAGAAUGAGAAGUUUGUUAACGCCAUGAAAGAGGCUUUUGAAACAUUCAUCAACAAAAGGCCAAAUAAACCUGCAGAACUUAUUGCAAAACAUGUUGAUUCAAAGCUGAGGGCAGGAAAUAAAGAGGCAACAGAUGAGGAACUGGAGAAGAUGCUGGAUAAGAUCAUGAUUAUCUUUAGAUUUAUCUAUGGAAAAGACGUCUUUGAGGCUUUUUACAAAAAGGAUUUGGCCAAAAGGUUGUUGGUUGGGAAAAGUGCCUCUGUAGAUGCUGAAAAAUCAAUGUUGUCAAAGCUGAAACAUGAAUGUGGAGCAGCGUUCACCAGCAAACUAGAGGGAAUGUUCAAGGACAUGGAGCUUUCUAAAGACAUAAUGGUGCAGUUCAAACAGUACAUGCAGUGCCAAGACAUCCCCGGCAACAUCGAGCUGACGGUGAACAUCCUCACCAUGGGUUACUGGCCGACCUACGUCCCGAUGGAAGUCCACCUUCCUGCUGAGAUGGUGCGGCUGCAGGAGAUCUUCAAAACUUUUUACCUGGGCAAACACAGCGGCAGGAAGCUGCAGUGGCAGUCCACGUUAGGUCACUGUGUGCUAAAAGCUGAAUUCAAAGAGGGCAAGAAGGAGCUACAGGUGUCACUUUUUCAAACACUAGUGCUGCUGAUGUUCAACGAAGGGGAGGAGUUCACGCUGGAGGAGAUCAAACUCGCCACAGGCAUAGAGGACAGCGAACUGCGUCGGACGUUGCAGUCGCUCGCGUGUGGAAAAGCGCGGGUGCUCACCAAAAUCCCCAAGAGCAAAGACGUGGAGGAUGGGGACAAGUUCUCCUGCAACGAUGACUUCAAACACAAGCUGUUCAGGAUCAAAAUAAACCAGAUUCAGAUGAAAGAGACGGUGGAGGAGCAAGCCAGCACCACAGAACGGGUCUUUCAGGACCGUCAGUACCAGAUCGAUGCUGCUAUUGUGCGGAUAAUGAAGAUGAGGAAGACUCUGAGCCAUAAUCUUUUGAUGUCUGAGGUGUACAACCAGCUCAAGUUUCCUGUAAAGCCUGCUGACCUAAAGAAGAGGAUAGAGUCUCUUAUUGACAGGGACUAUAUGGAGCGCGACAAGGAAAACUCCAACCAGUACAACUAUGUGGCCUAGAAUGAGGGGAAAGUAACGCCGUUGGUUCAGUUAGCUCAAAAGGUGUUCUGAGUGAUCGGUCUCCAAAUCUCCUGCCCCCCACCCCCACCCCCACCCUGUGGAUGUUAACCAUUAUCAUCUCCAACCCGACGACCGACCAUUGAAUGGCUACUGCUCCACAGGGUUUUCGUCAGGGGUCUUCUGAUCCUGUGGACUGCAUGCCCAUAGAAGAGAAUAUCACCCAUAUUUCUCAGUGCCUCGGAGAGAGUUGGGACAAAGAAGACACACAGUUCAGUUUGCUCCUUUUUUUUAAUGGAGGAGAAAAAUAUUUAUUUUCUGACUUAGAUCCUUUUUCCAUAGUUUAAAUCAACAUGCUCUUUGUUUUUAAAUCUUUUUUCCCACUUUUUGUUCAUCCAGUAUCCCAAGCUAAUGCAGACACACCCAUCAAUGCUCUAAAUGUAUCACAUGUUUGAAAGGAAAAAAAAAACUAAAUAUUAAACUGAUUCUUGUUACUUCAGUCAUUGUUGAAUGUGGAACUGCUGGGCUAAUCUUCACAGCUGACAAUUAGUUAAUAGUUAGAGGGAAUAUGUGUUUAUUGUGUGACCCACCGCAGUUUUAAAAGGCCAUGGAGGCCAUAUGGUUUAAAAACUGUGAUCAUGAACACAAGUUAUACAAAAAAUAUAUGUAUUUGUGCCAAAAGAGGGCACUACUUUUGUUUAAAGUUGUUUUCAAGCUGCUAAACCAGUUCAGUUCAAGUAUUCGCAUACAAUAUUCUUUGUUGUUCAUUAUAAUUGUGUCAUUUUAAAUCACCAAUCUGUCAACAGGUUUAAGUGUUUUUUAAAGUGCAUCACUGUUAGGAGCCAUUGUUAUAAAAUGCACAGGUUUUUUUCUUUUGGAAGUCCGUUCAGGCCUAGACUGUGCUGAGAAGUGGAAGGGGACUACAGCCUCAACACCAGAGGGGAUAUACUUUUCUUUGUUUGUAUGAGUUUGUUAGAUUUAUUGCUUAACAUUAAAAGAACUCUUUCAGUCGG